AUGGACCAAGUCAAAUACACCGGAACGCUUUUGCACAUUGAGGACAUGGGAUCGAGACGUUUGUCCAGGGAAGCGGUGAAAAAGCUGAUCUACCACUCUCAGGAGGCAAAGAAGCAAGCGUACUGCCCUUACAGCAAAUUUAGAGUGGGAGCAGCCCUCCUGACUGUUGACAACUGCUUGUUUACAGGUUGCAACGUGGAGAACGCGUGCUACAACUUGGGCGUAUGUGCGGAGAGGAACGCUAUUUCAAAAGCUGUUUCUGAAGGCUACACGACAUUCAAGGCCAUUGCAAUUGCUAGUGACUUGAGUGACCAAUUCAUCUCGCCAUGCGGUGGCUGCAGACAGUUCAUGAGAGAGUUCGGGCCAAGCUGGGACGUUUACCUGUCGAAGCCUGAUGGAUCGUACACGAAGAUGAGCGUCAACCAGCUGCUGCCGGCCUCGUUUGGUCCCGAAGAUCUGGACAUGAAAAAAGUCCUGGACAUCCCCAAUGAAUACUGA
Molecule: messenger RNA, 498 nt
Organism: Nerophis lumbriciformis (worm pipefish)
Lineage: Eukaryota; Metazoa; Chordata; Actinopteri; Syngnathiformes; Syngnathidae
Source: RefSeq, a predicted model, not a curated record